Molecule: messenger RNA, 504 nt
Organism: Pochonia chlamydosporia 170
Lineage: Eukaryota; Fungi; Ascomycota; Sordariomycetes; Hypocreales; Clavicipitaceae
Product: grpB protein domain-containing protein
Exons: 1
Coding region: 1-504 (167 amino acids)
Source: RefSeq, a predicted model, not a curated record
AUGUCCGGAAUAGUCAUCCGUGAUUACGACGUCCGCUGGACGGAAACGUUCGAAAAGCUUCGACAGCAAAUCUUAACCACACUGGGUGGCCUGAUCCAGGGCGUAGAGCACGUCGGCAGUACGUCAGUCCCAGGAUUGCCAGCCAAACCAAUCAUCGACUUGGAUGUCAUUAUAGCAAACAAGGACAAACUCGACAGUGUAAUCAGCGGUUUGGCGACGCUAGGCUAUAGCCACGAAGGUGAUCUAGGAAUUCCGGGCCGGGAGGCAUUUGCAACUCCGGCAGGCGCUCCGGCACACCACUUGUAUGUUUGUGUACAAGAUAACGCAGAACUGCUGCGGCACAUUGCAUUCCGGGACUACUUACGUGCAAACCCGGAGAUGGCUCUGGAAUAUGGGGAACUGAAAAGGAUAUUGGCAGCGAAACAUGGCACAAACCGGGGAGCUUAUGCUGAAGAUAAGAGCAAGUUUAGUCUUGGUGUUUUGGAGCUGGCUGCCAAGGAAUGA